Molecule: messenger RNA, 242 nt
Organism: Ostrinia furnacalis (Asian corn borer)
Lineage: Eukaryota; Metazoa; Arthropoda; Insecta; Lepidoptera; Crambidae
Product: clumping factor B-like
Exons: 2
Source: RefSeq, a predicted model, not a curated record
GUACGGGCGAGAGGUACCAGGAGAGGAGCGCGGUGCCCGACAGGCCGCCGCCUGUCUCGCACGCGCCGCCGCCUGUGAGCCACGCGCCGCCGCCGCAGCCGAAGCCGCAACAAGACGACAGCUCGUCCAGCUCGUCGAGCAACAGCGACAGCGACUCCGGCAGCGACAGUGACAGCGACAACGACUCAAGCGCGCACCAGAACGUUCCCAACGGUAAGUGCAAGCCCAUAAACAGUGGCGGG